This is a messenger RNA of Nerophis ophidion (straightnose pipefish), 2563 nucleotides long. RefSeq names its product eukaryotic translation initiation factor 2D (gene eif2d). The transcript is spliced from 15 exons. Gene Ontology annotation, molecular function: translation initiation factor activity; RNA binding. The record is from RefSeq and is a predicted model, not a curated record. Bases 184 to 1968 code for a protein of 594 amino acids. Gene Ontology annotation, biological process: translational initiation; formation of translation preinitiation complex. NCBI's taxonomy places the organism in Eukaryota, Metazoa, Chordata, Actinopteri, Syngnathiformes, Syngnathidae.
ACGGAAACGCGGUGACUUGUUUUCACGUCGGAAGUAAAUUCACGGCGGACCAUUACACCCAACGCGGAGCAGCUGGCAGUUUUCAAGUGCAAUACUACUUAUUUUUGUAAAUUGAAAUUAAAUAACAAACUAUUCUUUCAUCUAUUCAGAUUUAAAAUCACCGUUUUUGAAUUGUACGAGAAAAUGUUUACCAAGCCGUUUCGCGUUAAAUCAAACACCGUAAUGAAGGCAUCGGAUAGGAGAAAGCUUAAGGCUGAUAUAUCGGCAGCCUUUCCCUCCCUGUCUUCUGAUGAAUUAACUGAGGUGGUCCCCAACAAAGAGGAAUUAAAUGUUGUGAAGAUUUACGCACACAAGGGAGACACGGUGACAUUAUAUGUUCUUCAUAGAAACCCACUGUUUUUUCAACUGGAGAAAAACCUGUAUCCUACAGUCUAUAUGCUUUGGCGCUACCCUGAUGCUCUACCAACAUUCAGGACAUGGCCUCCUGUACUUCACAAGUUGAUUGGAGGAGCUGAUCUCAUGCUUCCAGGUGUGGUGCCGCCUUGUAGCGGACUCCCAGACUUAAAACAGGGAGACAGCUGUGCUGUGACAAUUGUCAAUAACAGAGCUCCAUUUGCAGUUGGCACAGCGGCAGUUUCCAGUGCAGAAAUGCUCAGUUUGGGUAUGAAAGGGCGAGGAGUAUGCAUUUUGCAUACAUACAUGGAUCAUCUCUGGGCCUUUGGAGAAAAGUGUAGUCCCCCCGUUAUACCAGACCCAGAGGGUAAACAACCUGUUGCGAAUGAUGAAGAAUGUGAAGAUGACGAGCAAAGAGAUGAAGAGGAGGAAGGCAAUGGAAGUGCAGAGCAGGAGCUGCGACAAAACAAGCCACUUGUAGAUCAAACCUGCCCUGGUGUGGGUGAGCUGAGCCUUGCUGAGCAGGAGGAAGGAAGGAAGGAGUGGGAAAAAGCAGAUGAAGAAGGGGAAAAUAAUCAGGAUGAUCAUAAAUCACCACAAGAGGACAUGGACUCCUUGUUCCUGCAAUGUUUCCUCUGUGCUCUCAAAAGCAAGGUGAAGAAAUCGGAGCUCCCUCUGCUGACAAGCACAUUUCUCCGCAACCACAUGUUUUCCUGCUGCCCGAGUGGAAAACAACUAGAUAUUAAAAAAUCCAGUUAUAAAAAGCUGUCCAAGUUUCUGCAGGUUAUGCAGCAGCAGCACAGCAUUGUACGAGUGAAGGAAUUGACGAAGGGUGUGGAGAGUAUUGUAGAAGUGGACUGGAAAAACCCAAUAUUACGCUCCUUUUGUGUUCCUGAGGAAACGGAAGUUGAAGCAAUUCCACUACAAAGUGGAGGAGAAGAAAUAUAUCAUCCUCCUGAGAUCACCAUUUUAUACUCUGUGUCAGCCCGAUUAGAGCCUCUUUUUCAGGAUGCAAAAAAAAGGAAAGGUGUGAUACUGCAGCCUGCAGAGGUGAGAAGUAUUGUCACUGACUAUGUGAAGAUGAAUGGCUUGGUGAAUGAAAAUAAUAAGAAUUAUGUUAGCAUCAACCCUACACUGUGUGACUGUGUGCUUGAAAAAUCAGAAUACCAGAAAAUAGAGUCUCUUAAGUGGGAGGACCUUUUCAGCAGGACACUCGAGAGAAUGCAGCAGUGCUAUCAAAUGGUGUUUCCUGGACAGAUACCCAUAAUAAAGAAAGGCCACGUUGAGCCCAUAGAUAUCACUGUCGCUUCCAGAGGCUCCAAUAAAAAGGUUACCCUAAUAAAGAACCUGGAUGUAUAUGGUUUGGAUCCUACUGCUGUGGCCACUGCAUUACAGCACCGAGUUCAAGCCAGAUCAGUCCUACAGCCUGUUCCAGGGGCCAAAGACAAAGUCCUGGUCCAGAUUCAAGGCAACCAGAGUCAACAAGUUGGCCGUUUGCUUAUUGAUCAUUAUCAUAUUCCUUGCAAGUACAUCCAAGGGUUACACAAAGCUGUUAAAUGUGGAAAGAAUAAGUAGCAUUUCAACAGUCUACCCUCCUACACCCUUGUGCAUCGCUUCCACAGCUGCUCUAUUCUGUGUAAUUGAUGAUGGUUUGUGAUGUCAUACCAUAAAUACUGUAGGUCAAGCUGCUCACUAUUUGACCUGUCAAAAUAAAUUUUUACUGAUGUCUGUUAACAUUGCCAACUGAAGACAAAUAAUAUUCUGAUGUGAAAGGAAAAAAAGUAUAUCCUCAAAUGUUUAUACAAUUAGAGCUCUCAGUUUGAAACAAGAAUUUUGGCUAGCAAAUGUAUCCAACCAAUGUCAGGACCCAAUUUUAUUUUUCAGAUGUAAAAGGUUAUAGAUCAUCUUUUUGUCAUUAUUUCAGGAUUUUUGAAAUGUCCUGAAGUCAAUCAAAUCAAAUUUCUGUGCGCGUAAAUGAUGUAUCUGUCCACCAGUUGGGUCAUAUACUGACAAAUACGGAAAAUAUGGGAAAAGCAGGGAGUGAAAUGACAAACUACUAAGGACACUGGUUACAAAGUACAAGGAUACUGGAUACAAACUGUAAACAUUGCACAUCAUGUUCCUGGGCUAACCUCAUCAACAGGACAGUUUAUUAAAGAUAUUCGAACCA